CGCAGCUCACGCUUCGUCUCAGUCUAUUAGUGUACUUGCGCUAUCAGUGAGGUGCGCACGCGCAGUUAGCUCUGUCGGGUUAUACGUUCGGUCUAAGUUCAAGUUAUUUUUAUUGUUGUUGGCUAAGUUGGUGGAGUUUGCCGUAGUUUUCGUGAGCCACAACAAGCGACGUAUCCGAAUAUUUAGAAAAAAAAUAUUCUGAUUUGACACAAAAAAAAACUGUCGUUAGUCUAUGAUUAACUUCGCAGAAGAAAAGCAAGCGAACGUUUGGUGAUAUUUUUGUGUGGUUUAAUUUACGUACAUAGUUUCUAAGUGCUUCAAAAUGGCUAAAAGGAAAAAUAAACCCUUGAUUGAUUCUGAUUCUAGCAGUGAAUGUUCGGAUUUAGACUCGCAAUUUUUGAAUUUAGCAAAGAAGAAGAAAAAAAGUGAUUCACCACCACCCUCGAAAUCUAAAGGACAAUCGUCAGACAGUGAAUCAGAUUGGGACGACAAUGAUAAAAAAGGAUCAAAAUCAUCAUCAUCGUCCGGUUCGGACUCGGACAGCGAUGCAGGCAGCGACACUUCAAAUAAAAAGGAACAGGGCCGUAACUCCAGAAAGGCGUCUACAGACCACUCGGACCAUGACAGCAGAAAGAAGCCGGAACCGAAGAAAGUUGAAGUCAGAAAGAGCACCGACAGUAACAGUUCAGGGAAAAAGAAAGACACGUAUAGCGAACCAGAAGAAGGUGAAGUAUCAUCACAUUCUUCCGACAAUGACUCCAUUGAUUCAGAAGAGGAAUUCGAUGAUGGUUACGAUGAAAAUCUUAUGGGUGAUGAAGAGGACAGAGCUCGUUUGGCCGCCAUGUCGGAAAAAGAGAGAGAACAGGAAAUCUUCAAGAGAAUCGAGAGGAGAGACCUCAUGAAGACCAGAUGGGAGAUCGAGCGCAAGCUCCGCUUAGCCCGGCGUUCGGCGGCGGAGCGCGCGGCGUCGCCGGGGCAGGUGGCCCGCCGCCGGGAGGCGCGCCGCCGCCGCCGACAGCUCAAGCAGAGACACGAGGCUCGCCCGCCGCCUGCGGCAGAACCAGAACCAGAAAAGCCGAUGGAAACUGAGACAGAAAAGGAACAACAAACACCACCGAGCCCCGGAGAGAUACUGGACGACUCUAAAGACGCAGAAUCGGCAGAGCGCUCCGCGUCACCUCUCUUCGGCGCCAAGACCGAAGGCCGAAAACGGAACGUCGAUGAUCGUCGACAGAACGCAAUGGCCGCACUUCGAGCGCAGAGGGACGCCAAAGCUACCAGAGUGGAAAAAGACAAGCAGAAGAGAAGAUUGGAAGAAGAAAAGAACAAGGAUAAAGAAGAAGAGGAUGUGAUGUCAGACACUCCCGUGUGUGUGCAGGACGCUGAUGAGCUCAUCGGCGGCUCCGGCAAGCAGAGCGUCAAGCUGAAGGCGUCUGACAUCUACUCCGACGACUCGGGCUCAGACUCGGAGGAUAACAAGUCUACAGGUGGCCGUAGGAGCUCGUCCAGCUCGUCGUCGUCUAGCGGCGAGGAGGAGGAGAAGAAACGCGAGGAGGUCGAGGUCAAGUACGCAGACACCCGCGACCAGAUCAACAAGCUCAGGCUUAGCAGGUUCAAACUGGAGCGUUUGGUUCACCUUCCGUUCUUCGCGCGCGUGGUGACGGGAUGCUUCGUCAGGAUCGGGAUCGGGAACAACAACGGGAAUCCCGUCUAUAGGGUAGCAGAAAUCAUAGACGUUUAUGAGACGGCGAAGGUAUACAACUUGGGCAACACGCGCACCAACAAGGGACUCAAGCUGAGACACGGGACUCAAGACCGAGUGUUCAGGCUUGAGUUCGUCAGCAAUCAGGAGUUCACCGACAGCGAAUUCACCAAGUGGCACGCGGCCAUCCGCGACGCGAACAAACGCGCUCCAACUAUGGACUACGUUCGUUCCAAGAUCGCUGAAGUCCGUGACGCGCUUAUGUACGAGUUUAAGGAAGAAGACAUAGAAAAGAUAGUAGCCGAGAAAGAUAGAUUCCGCUCGCAUCCCACCAACUACGCCAUGAAGAAGACGCAGCUCAUGAAGGAGCGCGACGUCGCGCAACUCAGAGGCGACGACGAGCUAGUAAUGGACCUGAACGCCAAGAUCCAAGAAUUGGAGGAGCGCGCCAGCCACCUCGACAAGACUCGCACCUCCAGUAUUCAGAGCAUCUCUUACAUCAACAACAGGAACCGCAAGCUUAAUGUGGAGACGGCUGAGAAGGCUAUUAUGGAGGAGGUGAAAGCGAACAAAGGCAAGAAAAUCGACGACCCGUUCACGCGGCGACACACCAAGCCCGUCAUGAAUUUCAAUAGCAAACACGGCAACAGAAGCCAGGAAUUACAAAGAAACGAAGAGGCCGCCGCCGAGGCGCAGAAGCAGAGAGAUGAAGAAGAGAGGGAGGCUAAAGCCAGACAAGAGAAAGAAAGGCUCGUGGCGCCGCAAGAGCCCGAGAAGCCUAAAGCCAAGCCGGCGGGCGACAACGCGAGCCUGUAUUCGCUGCACGACUUCGAAAUCAACAUCGACCUCGACCUGCCUGUCGCCAAAGCGGUGCACUCCCAACCGAAGCAAGUCACAACAAAAGUGAAAGAGACCGGUCCAAAACGGGCCCUCAACCUCGAGGAGUACAAGAAACGCCACGGACUUAUAUGAGUGUUGUGCAACAUAGUGCGGAUACAGUGUAGUGUAGUGUAGUGACGUCACGGCGUUGCGAAGAUGUGGAUACGCUGGUAAUGAUUUAAUGUAUUCUAGGUGAAUGAACGAUGCCUAUUUAAGAUGGCAGCGCUUUCAAAUUAAGUAUUUGUCAUACUGGAUGGUCUGCGUUCAGGUGAAAUGAAUGCAGCACUUGUCAGUUUGCGUUCCUUGCUCGUGCCUGCAUUGUCAGAUCGCAUCAAUACAAAAUGUAUGGACAAUGUUGUUUAUACAUCAUACAGGCUGUGGUCACUGCCACCGGACCGCAUACAGUGUGGCAAAUCCAUUAAUUAGCCUCAAUUAGAGCAUUCUGGUACUACAUUCUAUCCGAAUCCGUGAAAAUACGGUCUGAAUUAGUCGUAAAACUAUUUGUAUUUACGGUGUUUGUCAUCAGAUUACUCUGGUUACUUUUCUAGAUCCGUAUUUUGAAGGACUCGGAUCGGGCAUAGUGCUAAAUAGCUCUUAUGGUAAUGAAUGAUUAAAAUAUGAUAAUAUUAGGUGAAUUUUUGAGAGUAUGGCCUAUUCAAACGUGUCAACUCUUUGAAUAUGACAAUCUGUCUACUGAAUUCUCAUGAUCGGGAACAAUUAAGGUUUUUAUUCAAUCGUAAAAAAAUUUGUCUCUGAGAAAGAGAGCAGCAAUUUUGGAGUGACAGUGACCUUAUCUCAAAAAUUCACCUUUAUUUGCAAAAUAAUUAAACACAUCGUGCUGUGACAGUACCAUUUUGUAGGAUGACUAAGUUCGGUCAUCGUCAACAAAUUGACGAAUUUCCUCAAUAGAUCUGGAGUUUUAUACCUUCAGCAUAAGGUUUAAAAUUGAGGGAAUUUGUCACUUCAUUAUAGGUACUUACUGCACACUUCUUCAAGACGAAGUGUUUCGUUCGAUAUCGUGUCAGCUUAUUCAUAUUAAGCUAUUAUUUAAAUAAUAUUAGGUCCCGCAAACAUAGUGAUAACUAUAGUAUAUUAGUAAUUUAAUAUCUCGUACGGUCAUUAGGGUCAUUAUACUAUAUUUUAAAGCUGUUAUUUGUUCUAUUUCACUUGUUAUUGCAACUAGAAAAAAUUACAAAAUCACUAUCGUCAAAAUUUCAUUUUAUUAACGGACUGUAUUUUUGCUAAUACGUGAAAUUCAGGCAUGUUCAUGAAAUUUAGCUUGCUGUGAUAAUAUUGUUUCAUUUUUACAAUAAAGCAAUAUUUAUAAAGUCAGCAUAUAGCCGUUUCAGAAGAAAUAACAAUAUUAUUGUUAAUUUGAAUUUAUUAAAUUUAGACUGAAAGAAAAAUUAAUCAAUUUUUAUGAUCAACACUGCAUAGUUAUGAUCAAAUCACAAGUCUCAAGAAUACUAAAGCGAAAAUAUACAAAAAAAUGUUCAUAAUAUCAAAAAUUAAAAGAGGAAACUGUAAUCACAAACAACACUACAUACAUACAUAUUUAUACACAAUACAUAUUUAUAAAUGUUGUAACCAUUUACAAACUUAGUGCCUUCAUGAUUCGUUCGGAAAUGCCAAUAUUGUAUGCAUGUACUCAUAGUUGAUAAUAUAUUUAUAGUAGGAUUAAUAUUAAUAUACAUAUUUAAAGUAGUGCAAUUGACUAUUAUUUAGCUAAGUGUUGUUUGUGAAUAUAGUAACCCCAAAGUACCGCAAGAACUUUGAUACCAAAAUGGUUUAAGAUUAAAUGUCAUACCAGUCCCAUACGUCUAACUAAAUACCUACAAGCAAUUCUGCAACAAAAACCUAUAGUAUGAUGUAUUGUCUGUACUAGCUCGUGUUCAACGUGAAUACGUGUAGCCCUUUAAAAUGAAGCGAUAACCUGUGAAUAUUAUGUAUUUUCAAUUGCCACCUAUGUAACGUUAGAUUAUAUUAUUACCACAACUCAAUAUCAACAACGAAGUGUUACAUGAGUUUAAACAAAGUUGAAUUUUAACAAAAACACACAGAACAGAUAUUCCUAUGUCACCAUUUUGUUGUCAUGAGGUAGUGAUACUUAAAUAUCGUUAUAUCCCUUUCUCAUGCUUGAACGCUGGUAUGAGUGAGAUAGAUGUAUAGAAUAUGUCAUAAUCGUUGUUCGUAGUAUGCAUUAAGCUUUGAACUCGCUAGUAAAGGCUAUAAAUGAUGAGUGUUGGUGACUCUGAUAGUGAAUGAAGUUUGAUUAUAAUAUUUUAACUGUUGACUUAAUUUUCUUUACGAAAAAUAUGGCAAAAUCAGCAAAACCAGUUUUACAACACUGUAUUUGCAGCAAAUAUAGAAGUAUUUCCCGAUUUAUGAAUCAAUAGCUAUGCAAGGUUAACGAGCUAACAUAAUUUCGAUAUUUGUAAUACUAUAUCGAAUACAAAAAACAUUUAUCGAAGUUUUGCGGGAAAAUUAUCGCCUUAUUUUGUAUUUAAAAAUAACUGUAGACAAAAUAUGUGACAAAACAAAACAUUAUUAAUGAUCGAAGACCAACAAAUCAUUACCUGAUGUAAAAUAAUUCUUCUGUUUAAUUAUUUAGCUUUUUCUUUGUGUUUAUUUUUAAUGUUUUCUGAACAAAAAAUAAUGUUAUUUUUUUACUUUUAAAUAAUCUAUUUUUUAUUAUUCUUUGUGACCAUAACACUGAUGUUAAAGAUCCUUAAAGUUUGAAACAAAAUAAUUAAAAUCUCUUCAAUUCAAAAACAUGUUGUUAUAUAAUAAUACAAAUAAAACCUAUUUAAAAAAAAUGUGAGUGAUGGUAGUCCUAUUUGAGUAACAAAAGGCAAAAAAUGAAAUAGGAUCAAAAAAUUUUGACGGACCCACACAAGUUAAACCCGCCUUUACAUAACGUUCAAUAUUAAUAAAAUUGUAAAAAUUACAUUGUAUUAGAAUACUCUAAGUUCCUAGAAAUAAUUUAAUUUUUGAAUUGUAUUACGUAAAAAUAAUAAACGAAAAAAAAAAUAUGUUCGAGAAAAGUUUUCAAUUAUUUUAUUUAAUUUUGUAUUUUUUUGAAAACAACAAAAUUAUUAAAAAAAUGUCAGUAGAUACUAGUUUAAGGAGCCCUUUCUAUGAAAAUAUUAUUCAACUUUAAUAAUUUUUUUUAUUUUGUAAUAUCAUUUAACUAUUUCACUUGAAGAUUUAUUCAUUGAAAAAUAUUUUCAUAGAAUGGACUCUUUUUUAUUUGGUAAAUUGGUGAUAAGAACUGUCACCAGUCACCAAUACUCCAAAAGAAUCGAUGCCUAGCUUUUAAAUAGCAAUAAGUUAUUGUAAGUUGAGUAAACGUACACAAAAUUAAAUGUGUAUCCUCCCUCGGUAUGAAAACCUUCAUACAAAAUAUUUAAUUGUUUGACAAAUAGUUGUAAAAACCUGGGUAUUCAUUAUUAUUGACAGUUUUAAGUACUUAUGUAAUAUAAUAUUUAAUUAUGAAAAUGUUAAUGAUGCUUUUUAUUUCUGUUUUUGAAACUUAGCAAAUUAACUUCUAGUUAAUCUUUAAACUAAUUUAUAAAAUAGAUUUUAAGCUUUACAUCUAUCUAUUAACGGAUAGCGUUGCCAGAAAGAACAUACAAUUAGUGAUUCGUAAAAAAAACUUAAAAGCAAUAUUAAAUUAAUGCCAUGUAGAUUUAGAAAUAUUUUUACAAAGAAAUAGUAAAAAAAUAUACAUACAAUUGAUAUCACAUACAGACUGCCAUUUUAAAAAAAAUGUUAUUUGAUUAUUCACGUCAAAAGUCGGAGCAAUCACAGCGUUAUUGCGAGCUUGGAAUGCAAAUGGUUGGUAAAAAUCUGUAUCAAAAACUACAGCUCAUUCCGGUAUUACAUUAAAAAAUUCAAAAUUCUUAUAUUUCCUUGUAGCGAGGAGUGGUUUCGCUGUUUAUUCGCUCGGAAUUGCUUAAAUAAACGAUUGUUAAGCAAUA
Molecule: messenger RNA, 6561 nt
Organism: Ostrinia furnacalis (Asian corn borer)
Lineage: Eukaryota; Metazoa; Arthropoda; Insecta; Lepidoptera; Crambidae
Gene: Rtf1
Product: RNA polymerase-associated protein Rtf1
Exons: 19
Coding region: 323-2674 (783 amino acids)
Cellular component (GO): Cdc73/Paf1 complex
Molecular function (GO): DNA binding; RNA polymerase II C-terminal domain phosphoserine binding
Source: RefSeq, a predicted model, not a curated record